AUGGUGGGUGAAACAGGGAAGUCAUUUGGUUUGGGAUGUGACCCAGUGGUGGGAUCGCUGACUUCUUCAAAGAAGAGGGAAUACAGAGUUACAAAUCGUCUCCAAGAGGGGAAGCGCCCUCUAUAUGCUGUUGUUUUCAACUUCAUUGACUCCCGCUAUUUCAAUGUUUUUGCCACUGUUGGUGGCAAUAGGGUUACUGUUUAUCAAUGUCUUGAAGGAGGAGUCAUUGCUGUUUUGCAAUCUUACGUAGACGAAGAUAAGGAUGAGUCUUUUUACACAGUGAGUUGGGCAUGCAAUGUUGAUGGGACCCCAUUUGUUGUGGCUGGAGGAAUCAAUGGAGUAAUCCGAGUCAUUGAUGCUGGCAAUGAGAAGAUACACAAGCAGAGUUUUGUUGGCCAUGGAGACUCUGUAAAUGAAAUCAGGACUCAAACAUUAAGGCCAUCACUUGUGAUAUCUGCAAGCAAAGAUGAAUCUGUCCGCUUAUGGAAUGUUCAAACUGGAAUAUGCAUUUUGAUAUUUGCUGGAGCUGGAGGACAUCGUAAUGAAGUCUUAAGUGUAGAUUUUCAUCCAUCGGAUAUAUAUCGUAUUGCUAGUUGUGGCAUGGAUAAUACUGUAAAAAUAUGGUCUAUGAAAGAGUUCUGGACAUAUGUAGAAAAAUCAUUCACGUGGACAGAUCUUCCUUCCAAGUUUCCCACAAAAUAUGUCCAGUUUCCUGUAUACAAUGCGUCAGUUCAUUCAAAUUAUGUUGACUGUAAUAGGUGGCUUGGUGAUUUUAUCCUCUCAAAGAGUGUUGACAAUGAAAUUGUCUUGUGGGAACCUAAAGUGAAGGAACAAACACCUGGGGAGGGUGUAGUUGACAUCCUUCAGAAAUACCCUGUUCCCGAGUGUGAUAUCUGGUUCAUCAAGUUUUCUUGUGAUUUCCAUUUCAACGUAGCUGCUGUAGGCAACAGAGAGGGGAAGAUUUUUAUUUGGGAAUUGCAGUCAAGUCCUCCUGUACUUAUUGCAAGGUUGUCACAUCCUCAAUCAAAAUCUCCAAUCAGGCAGACUGCUACAUCCUUUGAUGGAAGUACUAUAUUGAGUUGCUGUGAGGAUGGGACAAUAUGGCGUUGGGAUGAUGUUACAAACUCUCCAACCUAA
Molecule: messenger RNA, 1137 nt
Organism: Sphenostylis stenocarpa
Lineage: Eukaryota; Viridiplantae; Streptophyta; Magnoliopsida; Fabales; Fabaceae
Source: the annotation of a GenBank genome assembly